This is a messenger RNA of Ornithorhynchus anatinus (platypus), 3627 nucleotides long. It is a transcript of the gene CUEDC1, whose product is annotated as CUE domain containing 1. The record is from RefSeq and is a predicted model, not a curated record. The transcript has 11 exons. Gene Ontology annotation, molecular function: ubiquitin binding. Bases 360 to 1466 code for a protein of 368 amino acids. Lineage: Eukaryota; Metazoa; Chordata; Mammalia; Monotremata; Ornithorhynchidae.
UCCUCCUCUUUUCUUCUUCUUCCUCCUCCUCCUCCUCCUCCCGACCGUCCUCCCGGGCCCGCGGCCGGGAGCUGGGACCCGGACUCCGGCGGCUCGUCCCCGGCGGCUGCUCCCGGUGAAGAGCACCCCCAGGCCUGACCCCACCAUGCCCGAGAGCUCGGGGAGAUGGUAGCGACCCCGGCACCGGGCCCGCGGUCUCCUCGCCCAGUGACCACGGCCCGUGCCCUGCUCCGGGCCCCCGGCCAGGACGUCCCAGCGGAGGCCCCCCAUCAUGGACACGUGACCUCCUGACCAGGAGGCCCCCGCUCCACCCGCUCGCUGGGAGGCGGGGGGGCGAGGGGAGCUGCGACACCGGCAAGAUGACCAGCCUGUUCCGUAGGAGCAGUGGCGGCCGGGGGGGCGCCUCGGCCCAGGAGCUGAACAACAGCCGGCCCCCCCGCCAGGUCCGCCGCCUCGACUUCAACCAGGCCAUGGAGGACUUCAAGACCAUGUUCCCCAGCCUGGACUACGACAUCAUCGAGUGCGUCCUGCGGGCCAAUAACGGCGCCGUGGACGCCACCAUCGACCAGCUGCUGCAGAUGAACUUAGACGGGGGCGGCUCGGACGACACCUCCGACUCAGACGACAGCAUCCCGCCUGAGAUCUUGGAACGGACUCUGGAACCAGACAGCUCUGAUGAAGAGCCACCCCCGGUGUACUCCCCCCCGGCCUACGACAUGCACGUCUUUGACCGAUCGUAUCCCCUGGCCCCUCCUACCCCCCCUCCCAGGCUCGACGUCCCCGGUUCUGGGGGUCCCCGAACCGAGCAGCACUACCGCAACUGGAACCCUCCCCUCCUUGGGAACCUGCCUGACGACUUCCUCCGCAUCCUGCCUCAGCAGCUGGACGGUGUGAAGAGCACCCAGCCGGGGCCGGGGGAGGCUGACCAGCCGCGCCAACCCCCGGGGCCGCUGGACCAGGAGCACAAGUGGAAGCAGUACCUGGAGGAUGAGCGGAUCGCCCUGUGCCUGCAGAAUGAGGAGUUCAUGAGGGAGCUGCAGAGGAAUCGCGACUUUCUCCUCGCCCUAGAGAGAGAUCGGUUGAAAUACGAGUUUCAAAAAUCCAAAUCCAACAGCGCAGCCGUCAGUAACAACUUCACCUUGUCAUCUCCUCUCCCAGGGGAUGGCGCCUCAGGCAGUGGUGAGGUUGGCAGCGCUGUGUCUGAGGAUGCCUUAUUCCGGGACAAGUUGAAACACAUGGGAAAAUCCACCCGGAGGAAGCUCUUUGAACUGGCCAGGGCCUUCUCAGAGAAGACCAAGAUGAGGAAGACCAAGAGAAAACACUUACUGAAGCACCAAACGCUGGGGACAGGAGCAUCCACUGCCAAUCUGCUGGACGACGUGGAAGGCCAUAUGUGGGAUGAAGAUUUCCAGAGAAAAAAGCAGGAGGCUGCCAAAGAGGAGGAAGCUCCCAGGGAAGGACAGUAAGAGAGACCAGCUCCUCGGCACUGAAGGUGACCGGGCCGGGGGCGGAAGCAGAGGCCAACUCCGACGGCCGGCCCGACCCUUGGCCAUCCUGCAGUGCGAUGGAAUGUGCUUGUGGCGUGAGGUUUCCUCCACCAGGAUUGGAAACCCACCUUCCUCUUCCUCCCGGAUCCCGGCCGCCCCAGGCGGGCUUGGGCCUUUGGAGUUGCCGCCCCGGGAUUGGAAGAAAGAUGCUCAAGUCACCAAGGAAAAACAGCCCCUCAUAGCCUUCGUAACAGCCAAGCUGUUCCGGGGCGAGUGGAAGCGGGAAACACUUUUAUAAAAAUGGCUUCUGGGGACAGCCCAACCUCCCCGCCCUUCCUGUCAGAGACACAAUUAUGGAGACCGGAGUCUGGCCCGGGGCCCUGCUGCCAGACCCUGUCACCCAAAAUGAAGAGGAGGCAUGAGGAGGCUGCUGAAGCCCACUCCAGCAGCAUAGUUUCCACCUCAUUCUCUCCGGGCGAUCCACUCACGUCAAACUGCCAGAGGCCCUGCCUACCUCCCACCAACCUGCCAGGCCUUUCAGCGAGGCUGGAGAAAUUGUCCCACCUUGCCAUAUUCCCCAGUCCAAAAUAGCUCUGUAGGGCCCCGACCGGCUCCCUCUCCCCUCCUGCCUCACUCUUCCCUCUCUGCCAGAUGAGAAGGUGCAGUGCGAGCUGGCAGGGAGAGGUGUGGGACCCAGGGGUAGCGGAGCUCUGAGAUGGCCCCAAAGCUACCCCAUCCCCAUCUGGAGCCCGUUGCCCAGAGCCCAGAGAGGUGAUGGUUCUGGAAGAUCCAGUGGCUGUUGAGAGGCGCGGGCUUGACCGGGAGAUGUGAGGCCCCCUCUUUGGUCCGGUACCCCAGAGUAAAUGGGCCGAUGAGGCCCUCCAGGAAGGCUCCGAGGGAGUGGUACCUUCCCCAAGGGAGUUAAUGAGACCCCGUUCUCCAUGUGCUGCUGAUCGCUUCUCUCCCGGAUGGAGGUUUCCCAAGGCUGGGAGACUCCCGGGACUGGAGGGACAGAGGUGGCUGGGCCGGAGCUUCCCACCCUGGCACAGUCCAGCCUAGCAACUCGGGGCCGCCCCACAAGCAGCUGGCUUCCGGAGAAGGGGCUCCGGGCAGUGGGCCAUUUCUGCAGCUGAAUGGGGUUGUCCGGCAGGCUUCCCGGGGUGGACUGGAAGGGGCUAGGGAGCUGGCAGAGACCCCGGAGAGCGGGGUCUGCCCAGGCCACGGGCCUGGUGGUGGCCCUUGCCCAAGAGUAUUGGGAAGCCCCAGGACACUGACUGGGAAGCUAGGUCAAGUGAACCGUGGGCAUUGCUUCCCCAGAAAGGUGGGUGGGUCCACCCGGGACUCUGGUGCCGCUGCUGGAGGAGGGGGACGAGCGGCGUCCCCAAAAACCUUCCCCCACCAAGGGGCAUCUGCCGACCCCGCUCCCGACGGCCAGUCUGCCGGCUCGCCCGGGGCCUGGCUCUCCCCACUAAGUCUGGCCACGCUGGGCCAGGCCAGGCCUCCUGAGGGCAGCUGAGCAGGGGGACCUUCCAGAUAGAAAUCGGGUCCUCGGGCAACAGCCGAGACCAGAAAGAAGGCACCUCUCUGUCCCUCCCAGGCGUUCCUCGGGGUUGGCUCGUCCCACGGAUAACCCAGAAAACGAGGUCACCGUGAGCCUCAUCGCUGCCCUCCCUCACCCUCCCAACUGUGCCGGUCUCCCCGCUCCUGGGGGUUGGAGCUUCACUGAUCCCUUCUGCCCGCCCAGGAAGUACCGGGUCCCAGGCUGGGCAUGGAGCGCCACUGUUUUGAGGAGGAGAGGGUGGCGAGAAGGGGGUGGGCCCCUGCCCCCAGGCCAGACCCGGAGCUCCAUUCUUUCGAGGCAGAAUGAGGAGAGGGGGACAGGCCCCUGGGCCAGCGAAAGAUGCCGAGCUGGCGCUGACAGCAGGCCAGUGGCUUGAGCUGGAAUCCAUUCUGGUCUGCAGGCUGGCGGGCCCCACGCCCAGGAAUUUGCCUGUAGCUACCGCAGGGAGAGGAGCCGGUUGUGAAAUGUAACCAAGUUUGGAAGUGUGUGCGGAGGUUGCUAGGGGUGAAGCUGGCCCUGGGCCACGGGAAACAGAAGGCGGGCUGGCUGGCUGGCUGGCUGGCUGAAGGCGGGCGGGCG